GCUCAAUGAAGUAGAUUUAUUGAAAUAAAUAUCAGUAUAUUGCUUGAUUUAAAGAUUAGAGGAACAUUACGAAAUACUUUCGAUCAUACAAGAAUAGUUCAAACAGUAAAUUGUAAUCAUGUCAGCUGAACUGAAUUUAGAAGAAUCGAUCAAGGUUUUCAUUAAAACUGCUGACGAUCAUCUCGAUCAAGAAUUAGCAGGGAAUGUUGACUCAGAGCUGUCUAAGCAACUGUUUGAAGCAGCAGAAAAUUUGGUUGCAGCAUCCGAUGAAAUGUUAGAAGAUGAUCUGAAAAAAGAGCUUAAGGAAUUAAAACGUGUUUUGAUUCCAUCAGAAAGUGACAUUGAGUCAGCUCAAGUACUAGCGGAAAUUGUAUAUGCCAUCAUUUCAGCUUCAAUAAUGGAAUUUACAAAAGGAUUUUUCAGUCAACUUGGAAAACAUUCAGCUGACAAAUGUUUCAAGGUGCUCGAGAAAUGGAUGGAUUCCGAAGGAGAAUUUAUGCAAAAGUCAAAACAGCUCCUAAAGAAAAAGUUAGGAAAGAACGAAGAACAAGUCGAUAUUGAGUUGGUAGAAUUAAAUAUUCAGUAGUAAAAGUAAAUUAACUCGUUUUUAAAUUUAUUUUGAAAAAAUAUUAAAAUGAAGCAUCAAUUAAUUC
Messenger RNA from Chironomus riparius, 653 nucleotides. NCBI's taxonomy places the organism in Eukaryota, Metazoa, Arthropoda, Insecta, Diptera, Chironomidae. The record is from the annotation of a GenBank genome assembly.